Molecule: messenger RNA, 1302 nt
Organism: Suillus subaureus
Lineage: Eukaryota; Fungi; Basidiomycota; Agaricomycetes; Boletales; Suillaceae
Exons: 3
Coding region: 1-1302 (433 amino acids)
Source: RefSeq, a predicted model, not a curated record
AUGAGCGCCCGCCAAUCUUUUGUUCCUCGUUCAGCAUCUCGUGCUUCUGCCCAUGCAGACACUGAACACCCGUUUGAUAUGCCGCUCCGUAACCAAAAUUCCCUAGGCCAGCCCCAACGUACUGGCAGUAUCCAGAAUGCACCUGAAUCAAUGCAACCAAAAACGGACUCAGAGAAGAAGGCUCGCUUUGCAGGGAUAUUCGGAAAGCACAAACUCGCUGGCAAACCUGGCUCCGGAGAUCAUCAAGUAGCCAUAGACGCGUCGUUAUCUAGCGUGUCUGGGCGUUUCAGCGGGAUAUAUCGCCCUGAUAUACAAUCAUUAGCCCCCCAACACAGGUCUAGCUCUCCAUUACGUGGAAAAGGCUCGCCUUUCGUUCCAUCAUCCAAUCCUGGCAUAUCCUUUGCUCGACCCACGUCACCUAUCGCAAAUUCUGCAUCCCACAGAGGAGAUUUGACUAUAUCUGGUCUCAAAGACGCGCAUAUAUCCACUGCGGGUGUCGUCUCAGGGUUGAUCUCUACUUCUCGUGUCAUUGCAGCGCCUAUCCCAAGCUAUGGGUCUAUUCACGGUGGCGAGCACGAUGAUGAACACACAUUCAGCUCCAACAAAUCUUCUCUAGCCAAGUUGCAGCCCGGGCAACUCCUAGAGAGAAUCCAUGAAGACGUCGAGCCAGAGACAGCAAACGGGGACGAAGCGCUACUUGACACUCGCAGGACAAACGUUGCCGCUCAUCCCAUGUUACGCAGGGUGAAGCGCACUAUCCAAGGCACUCAGGAGGACGAGGGCGAUUUCUCACCCCCUGAUGAGAUUGAAUAUAUGGGUAGAGUCAAACGGGUCAGGAUCGACGAGUUUCCCCAUGAAUUGUCAGAUGGCCGUGCUGACGCCAGUAGCCACUCCGGCGUCGACCACACUCGACUGCAACCUGAUCUUGAUGACGAUACGGUUCGUCAAUCUUCACCUCCCACGGGCCAACCUGGCGCGGGUGCCGCGGAGGAAAUAUCUCUUGAUGGCUUGUUCGCAAACAUGGAUACGUUCCUGAAUGUGGAGACUUUCAUGGGCCUUGUUCAGAAGUGGUCCACCUGCUCGAGGGAAGAGUGGCUUCAAGGCUCUGAAGAAAUUGUUAACCAGUUUAAAGAUAUCAUUGACUCCGUCAAGGAGAACCUCACAGCCAACGUCAGUCUUUACUCCCGUCUGGACGACCAAGUGCGCGAUCGCCGUGAGGAACAGGCUCAGCUCACCGAACAUUUAAGGCGAGGAUUGGGAUCGGCCAGGACAGAUCUGAUCGCUAUUUGCCGGGGGAAGUAA